This is a messenger RNA of Aspergillus tanneri, 1506 nucleotides long. Its product is annotated as Zn(II)2Cys6 transcription factor. Gene Ontology annotation, biological process: positive regulation of transcription by RNA polymerase II. The transcript has 4 exons. Gene Ontology annotation, cellular component: nucleus. Lineage: Eukaryota; Fungi; Ascomycota; Eurotiomycetes; Eurotiales; Aspergillaceae. Gene Ontology annotation, molecular function: DNA-binding transcription factor activity, RNA polymerase II-specific; transcription cis-regulatory region binding; zinc ion binding. The record is from RefSeq and is a predicted model, not a curated record. The coding region runs from base 1 to 1506 and encodes 501 amino acids.
AUGAUAUCCACUACUGCUGCCACCGAGCCUGGAGAGAGACGACAAUGUUGGGAGUGUCGACGUCGUCGACUCGUGUGCGACUCGUCCCGACCGGCUUGUAAUAAGUGUCUUGCAGCCGGCACUGAGUGUCCGGGAUAUGGUAGUAAGAAACCACUCAAGUGGAUCACUCCAGGGACUGUCAAGUCUCGCAAUCGGGGUCGACCACCUGGAUCCGGAAAAGGCAGUACUUCUGCUGCCAAAACGAAGUCUAUGAGCAAGUCUCCGCAGGUGGAUAAUGCCAGUAUCUCUGUUGGCAGCAGUUUAAGUGCAGAGUCUAGCCUGACCACUAAUUGUCCCGAUGGGGCAAUUGACAGACUCAUCCAGGAGGCAGAAGCUGCAUUACAAUCAGAGCAAGACCCUUUGAACCCUGUGACUUUCCUCAAAAGCCUAGGAUUGGAAACAAACGACUUUUUCCAGUCUGUACUCUACUUCAACGAUUGCAUUUAUCCCGAUUUGGCAGUGAUGCACGAAUUGGUGCCGAAUCCAUAUCUCGCUCCUAUACCGAUGAUGGCGUUUCGUGAUACAUCCUCGUCUGUACGCCACACCAUUUGCUAUCUCACUCUCGGACAUCGCAUCCAGCAGCUAGCAUGGCAGCUGGAUGAAGCAGCCUUGGUAGAGGAGCGAUCUCGACUCUAUCAUCAUCGCGGUGAAGCAAUGCGGGCGUUGAGCGAGGACAUAUCCAAUGACCGGUCACAAUGUGCCACGCAGUUGAUACUCCUGCGUGGAGGUCUGAAGAAACUCGUGCGCACUUCAGCGAUGUUACGACCGUCACUUCUGUACUUCAUGAUCAUCGGCGUCAUGGGAAACACCACCAGUUCCGCAUCAGACCAGAUCCCAGCGACUUCGAACCUGGAUCUAAUCGAUCUAAUGGCAGAAGCCUACGGAGAAGGACUCUUCCCUGUAUUAUUCUGUCCACCCACACUCCUUCUCGAUAUCAUCCGGAUCAACCAUCUCCGAAUGCAAGGCUCCACCAAUCCCACGGAUGAGAUCCUCCAAACAAGCGCAUACACCUUACUCGAGCAGAUUCAGUCCUUCUCCCCAGAGCAGUGGACAGUCACAUCUGCAGCUCCCCGCGAUGAGUGGCAUAUCCUCGGCCGGAUAUACCAAUCUGCGAUACUCGUCUACUGUAUCUCGUCACUGCAGAGCGUAUGUCUCCUUCCAUCCAGCACCGAUCUGAAUAACAUGAAAGCCGCACAUGGGAGUCGACUUCUACUUCAGCUCCGGAAGGCGAUGAUGUCUCCUGCUAUUAAGAAAUGUAUGACAUGGCCGCUAGUCGUGGCUGGUGUGCAGGCUGUCAGUUUGAGUGCCACCGCUCGUACGUUUGUUACGCAACAAUUGACGGAGAUGAGUCUGGACGUGGGCAGUCCUAUUCCACUAACUGCUAGAGAUGUACUCAAGAAGUUUUGGGAUUCGGGGAAUACAGCAUGGGAUGUAUGUUUUGAUCAGCCUUAUGCGUUUGUAUCAUAA